Messenger RNA from Cylindrotheca closterium, 987 nucleotides. The record is from the annotation of a GenBank genome assembly. NCBI's taxonomy places the organism in Eukaryota, Bacillariophyta, Bacillariophyceae, Bacillariales, Bacillariaceae.
AUGGUCAAGACAAAGCUAUACCCAAAGUUCGUUAAAGGACUUCCUGAUGUCAGCGGUAAGGUCUUUGUCAUAACCGGAACAACUUCUGGAACGGGCAAUUGUGCUGCGAAAACCGUCGCCAAGCUAGGCGGUGAAGUGCUUCUUCUCAACCGCAAGUCUGAGCGUUCCACCAAGUCUUUGGCAGCCAUGAAAGACGAGUAUCCAGAAGGCAAGUUCGUACCCAUCGAGUGCGACUUGCAAAGCUUCGAGUCUGUCAAAAAUGCCAUCGCUGAGAUCAAGAGCAAGUAUUCCAGCAUUUAUUGCCUUGCUUGCAAUGCCGGGAUCAUGGCCACUGUCGACAAGGCCACUGUCGACGGUUAUGACACCCAAAUGCAAACCAACCAUCUUUCUCAUUUCCUCAUCGUGGAGGAACUCAUGCCCUUGCUUGAAGCCGGAGCUGCUGCUCACGGUGACGCCCGGAUUGUAACUCACUCGAGCAUGGGACGUGACCUAUGCACAACCCCAGACAAAGGUCUCGAAGCAAAGUAUUUUGGCAAGAACGGUGGAAACUUGGGCGGAGAUUCACUUGGUAUGCUGUCUGGUGCCUGCUACGAUCGCUACUUCCAGACCAAGCUCGCCAACUCGGUACAUAUGUACGGACUCCACAACAAACUGAAGGAAUCUGGAUCAAAGAUCCGCGCCAUUAGUGCCCACCCUGGUGGUUCUUCUACAGGGCUUGAUAACCACUUGAACUAUGGGUUCUUUUGGAAUACUGCGUUGAAAGUCGUCGGUCCAUUGAUGAUUCAGACAGCAGAAGAUGGUGCCAUGGGUCUCAUGAAGGGUAUGAUGGAUCCAUCUGCUGAAUCUGGAGUCUUGUACGGGCCCAAGAAUUCUGGAACGAAAGGACCGGCUGUGCCCAACCCACCAAAGGAAUAUGAAACCAAUGCCAAGGCCAUUGAAAUGUUAUGGAAGACCAGUACCGAAGCUGUGGCCCCAUUCCGUGCUUAG